AUGUUCGCGUGCUUAUUAUUUAGGGCUGUUAGAUCAGAAAUAACAGUUGGUAUGCCAAAUCCUAAGUACGGCACUAAACCAAACCAUUUUGAUGUUAUCUAUAAGUAUCAAGACAAAUUAAUUGAUUUCUCAUUUUUUGAUCAAGGCACUUCCACUAAAUUAAUUGUAGAUGGAGAGGAGUUCGAACCAAAGACAUUAAGUCCUGGACCAUAUGGUGGACUCAUUCUUGAUGUCAAAUCCAAAGAAAUAACCCCGAAUGAUGCAAAUAUUAAAUUUAUAAUUACAAAUACAAAUAAUAAAGCAGUUAAAUUCAAGUUAGGAACAUACACAGACAUUGCUUUUAAAUCAGACAAAGGUGAGGAAAAUACAAUAGAACCUCAAUGGUCAAAAACCAGAAAUGGUGAUGCUCAAGGAUACUUUGCUUAUGCAGUUACUUCAUCUGUAGAACCAUCAUGGCAAAGACUUGUUAUUGAUCAUUAUCCAUUUAUUGAUGUCGAUUUCAAGAAACCAGAUAAUUUUUGGUAUGGAAGAUACAGCGAAAUUAGUAACAAAUCAAAUAAAUGGUUCUUGAAUUUUCCAAAGGGAACAAUACCAGAAUCAAAAAAGCCCCAAGGAUCAGAUGAUCUAGUUACAUCAUACUCAUGGAAUGAGCAGACGAUUGGACCAAAUCAGACCGUUGUUUAUGGAGUUCAUAUGUAUUUUGUAAUGGAAAAUCCACUUGACAUGAUUGCAGAAGAAUUCCGUGUCCCUGUUGAGCUUGGAAAAACAGCAAGACUUCAUCCUUGGAUGAGGCUCCUUACUGUUGAUAAAUAUUAUCAAAUUGUUUGUACUGAUUUAUCAACAAAUUCAGUAGUUAAACAAGCACGUUUUCAAGCCAAAGUUACAAUGGAUCAUUAUGGAAUAGAUAUAGCACAAAGUAAUAAUGAGGGUGAAACCAAAUAUAAGUUAUAUUUCCAAGACGAUCAAACGAAAGCAAAAUCUAAUGAAAUAAUCAUCACUGUUACACGAUCUACUAAACCAACAUUAACUGUCACAAUGCCCGCUUUUGAAAAAACAUUUUUGAAUCAAUCAGAUGUAAUUAAUGCAAAAUUUACGGCGACAUCAUCAAUAGGAAUUAAUAUUUCAGCCGAAUUAUAUGACCAAUAUAAUAUUUUGCGGAAACAAACAUUAACUGAAUAUCAAACCAGCAAUAAAACAUCCAAAACUGUCACAGAUGCAUUCAAAUAUGAAUUAAAGGAUUUGAGAUCUGGAAAAUACUGUUUGAGAUUACGUGCAAUAAAUUCAAUGGGUCUACCAUCCGAUUCAAUUGAUAUUAACUUCACGAUGGAUUUUGCCACGUAA
Trichomonas vaginalis G3 is the source of this 1341-nucleotide messenger RNA. RefSeq lists its product as uncharacterized. The transcript has a single exon. The coding region runs from base 1 to 1341 and encodes 446 amino acids. NCBI's taxonomy places the organism in Eukaryota, Parabasalia, Trichomonadida, Trichomonadidae. The record is from RefSeq and is a predicted model, not a curated record.